Messenger RNA from Mycena indigotica, 402 nucleotides. RefSeq lists its product as uncharacterized. Lineage: Eukaryota; Fungi; Basidiomycota; Agaricomycetes; Agaricales; Mycenaceae. The transcript has 4 exons. The record is from RefSeq and is a predicted model, not a curated record. The coding region runs from base 1 to 402 and encodes 133 amino acids.
AUGCUGCCACGCCACUGGCGUGAUGCCACAUGGUGCAUGCGAGGCAAACGCUUGCCUCCAGCGCUCACGAGCGGUCUUGGUCUAUGGCUGUUUGAACCCCCCCCCAGACUGAUGGAGAAUCAGGUUGCACCGGGGCUGGGAACUACUGUGGUUCACAAUUACGGCGGCUACGGGGGCCCUGGAGGAGCCGGCGGGCACAGCGGAGGAGGCGGCGGUACAGGGCAGGGCCAGCAGCUGUACGUCACAGGGGACAACCCACGAAUCUACGACCACGGCCCCUUUGAAUCAGAAACCGACACACGAAAGAAAAUUAUCAACUGGAUUGCACCACUCAACUUUGCUCCUCAUCAACAAGAGAUAUACGAGACCUGCCACAAGGAUACUCUUGAAUGGUUUCUAUAA